Psylliodes chrysocephalus is the source of this 1742-nucleotide messenger RNA. The record is from the annotation of a GenBank genome assembly. NCBI's taxonomy places the organism in Eukaryota, Metazoa, Arthropoda, Insecta, Coleoptera, Chrysomelidae.
CGAAAAAUGUUCUCUCUAAUGUCAUCAUAUUCAGAAAUAGGCCAAAGCUGAAUAAAUAGGUUAGCUUUUUUUAGUAUUUGUCUGUCUGCCAAGUAGACAUAUAUCUAUUUGUCAAUGUUUGUGUAAAUUUUCGUUAUUCGGUGUUUCAAAUUACUAGUUUUCUUUUUCAAUAUGUGUAACGAAAUUUCUAAAUACUACAAAUCCCACAAAUGUAACUUAGAUUACAUGAAUGCUGAACAGGAAUAUAUCUCAAAAAAUAUUGCCUUAAUUAAGCACAUGAAAACUGAUGCCAUCGAAGAAAUAGAAAACAUCAAAUUUCAAAUAAUGAAGCAAAAUUUUAACAAGCUCGGCAUUACCAAAAAGGAAUUAAUAUUGGAAGACUUGGAUCAAGAUACAAGUUUGAUUCAAAAUCGCUGCGACUUCAUAUGCAACGAUCUGAAGCAAUUAAAAUCCAACAUCGACGACAGGCUGAUAUUGAUCAACAAAAACGAUUUUAUCAUGAACCUUCUGAACUACAAACUCUACGAAAUCGAAUUUAAUUUUUCGAAAAAAAUCAAACAACUAAGAGAUGUCAAGAAACAAUUAGAAAAUUCCGAUAUCAAUCCGAGCAACGAAUCCAAAAUAGCCAUGAAGUUUAUUGACAACGAGAAGAAAAUUACUGAUUGCGAAAUGAUGCACGAGGAACACCAUUUGAGCGUGAGACAACAGAUGCUGGAAGCCCAAAACGCAUACGAGAAAUCAGUAAACGUAUUAGACGAGUGCGUCGAAGUGAUGAAGAAAAAUUUCAGCACAUUAAUGUCUUUAAUAGCGGCUCAUAACCAUCAAACAGGCGGACAUUCUAAUUUAGAGAACGUGCUGGAAAUCGAACAGUUGAGAGAAGCCGUAGAAACUUGCAAUCAACUAUCGGCCAGCGGAUGGAGGGAAGCUCCGCAAAAUAUCGCAGAUUUUGCUGCCGCACAUCGCGUAAUGUUCACGGACAACGGCCUCAUGCUUACUGAAAACGGCAGAGAAAUAACUUACAAAGAAGCAUUGGAAAUGAAGUUACUCGAUAACGUUAGACUAGUGGAUUUGUUUAGAUCGGAUGCAGAUGUUCCGGGACAAGGAGAUAAAAUUUCUGUUCGAGCCUCAAAAGAAAGCAGCCAUCCUCUAGUAGAAAAAAUGAUAUCGGAAGACGUGUGCUAUCUUAAAGAAUGUCUGGGAGUACCCCUAACGCUUGCUCUGGCCGAAAUAACUGCUGUUCAACCCAGAGAUCCCGUACACUAUUUGGGACAUUGGCUUUUUAAAUACCGUUAUAACGAAGAGAUGACUGAGAAACAAAGUAUCGAAAUAAACGAACUGACUCAAGAGAGGAAUAGAAUAGCGCAGGAAAAAUGGAGAAAAUUCCUUGAAGAGGAAGCCAGGGCCGCUGUUAUUGAAAUGAUUGUUAAAGCCGAAGAAGAAGCAAUUCGUGAAGAACUCAGAAGGAUGGAAUUGGAACUAGCAGAAGCUGAAGAAGAAUAUGAUGAAGGAUUGGAACAACCCGCAAAUACCAUUAAUCUUAACCUUGAUUUUUAAUGGAACAUAAGGAAAAAAAUUCUCGUUUAAAGAAUAAGUAACAAGCUUUUUUGACAAAGUCAAAAGAGAUGUUAAUUUCUGUAGGAAAACGAGAUUUAAAAUGAAAAUCAUGUGUAAUAUUUUAGAGGUGUAAUACUGUGUACAUUUUUUUACAUGACGUCAAAUUUUUGUAAUUAAAUGGUCUUAAA